GCCCUGCAGCAAUUGCUGACAAAUCAUUUGGCAUUUGACUGCGCUGGAUUUUUUUCCUCAAAUGUUGCCUUUUUACCCCAUUUUUUUUCCGUUGGCUUUGGCAUUUUUCCGCUGCGGUUGCCAUUUUGGCAUGUGCCAGCCGACAUUUUUGAGCCCCAUAUGUCUGGCAGCGUCUACACAGUAUCUGGCACUGUCUGGCAAUGUCCAUUUGUCCAUCGAUUGUGGCAGUGCACUGCAAUGUUGCAACAGUCCUCGCCUCGGUCUGUCUGCUGCCACAGCCUGUUCGUCGUCCUCCUUCAUGGUGGGGAAUGGAUAACUUUACCUGUAUCUCUCGUCCAAUCCGUCUGUCUGCUGUCGGUUCUGUAUCGAGAACAGAAACUGCAACACAGCAAAACAGCAAAACAGCAACAACGUUGUUGCAAGUUGGAAUUGGAAUUUCGAUUUUUCACAAGUUCACAUGUUUCUGCGCCCCUCAUUCGAGUCCGCCUUCGAGUGCGUUGCGCCUUGACCGUGGCAGAGGCAGAGCCAGAGCCAGAGAGGCAGUCGAAGAGUUCGUGGCAAGGAGUGCAGUGGUGUGGAGUGGAGUGGAGUGGAGGAGGUAGCCAGUGGAGCGAGACCAUGCCACAGAUGAUGAUGAAGCCGCCAACGCCGCCGCCACAGCAACAACUUCAUGCCGCAAUAAAUACGUGUGGGCGCCCGCCCUGCGCCCACGUGCUGCAUCAUUUGUUCGAGUAUGUGAGGGUCAGUUCAUGCAUGCAUUCUGUCAGUCAAGAGUUCCAUUCAAUCCAUCUAAAUUAAUGUGUGAAUACUAUGCGGACUUUUUGGUAGUUAAAGCCGGAAAUUAAAUAUUUUUAAAGGCGAUUCGGGCUGAGCAAUCGAAAUACCUCGACGAAAGUGUUGGCCACAACAACUGAUACUACACGGAUGGCACGCAAUUUACAAAUUGUAUAUUGUAUCGACAGCUGCCGAAUAAAUAUGGUGGAUAAAAUUUAACGCCUUUUUUAUGAUUAAUUCGCUGUCAUUUAAUUGCCACAAAAUGCGACAAAAACAGAUAAAAUGCUCAAACAAAAAUUGUAUUUUCGUUGUGUCCCCAUUUGCAUAUUUCCCAAAUGCAUACAAGAAAAAAAAUCGCUGUCCAAUUGGCUUUUUGAAUAAUCGAAACAUGAAAUGGAAAAACCCCAUAUCGGCGAGAAGAGGCGCCACUUGCCGCAGUUUAUGCAAAUGCUGCCACACGAUUGUUGACAUUUAUUUUUAUACGAGUAAGCGGCAGAGAGAUGUACCGGGUCGAAUGCUUAAAAAAAAAACAGUUAAAACCAGCUACAUUUAAUGGGUCGUAAAAUGGCAGAAACUUAAAUUGAUUCGCUGCCCCACACACUCCUUCAGCAGCACUAAAAGAGAUCACUUGGCGUAUGGGUAAUAUUUAUUACAUUUACAAGAUAACUAUGGAGACUGUGCGGCAGUGGGUGUUGCAGAGUGUAAACAUAGCUGAGCAUAUAUGUAUGUAAUUGAAAGAUGCUGAUUAGAUACCAUUGAGCACAACAGAAUGUAAGCCAAUGAAAGGUGGAAUGGGGCCUCAAAAUGAAAUGCAAAACAAUUCAAAUUAAUUGCAAAUGGAAAUUUGAGAAAUUUUAUGGCUGGCGGCUGUCAAGGGACAAAUAAGUGUACUGAAUGCCUAUCAAUAUGUUAAUUUGUAAAUGAGGAAUUCAAUAAUAAAGCAGAGACGGAUAAGGGAAUGCGGCAUGGGACAAUUUUCUAAGGGGAGAACGUCUCACAUAACAGACAAAGUGGGAUACGAAAUUAGUAAUUAAGUAUUUGAAGCCAUUUCCACUGCUUUGAAAUCGAUUUAU
Messenger RNA from Drosophila obscura, 1847 nucleotides. RefSeq lists its product as uncharacterized. The record is from RefSeq and is a predicted model, not a curated record. Lineage: Eukaryota; Metazoa; Arthropoda; Insecta; Diptera; Drosophilidae. The transcript is spliced from 3 exons. The coding region runs from base 160 to 798 and encodes 212 amino acids.